Zalophus californianus (California sea lion) is the source of this 1755-nucleotide messenger RNA. It is a transcript of the gene BPIFB1, whose product is annotated as BPI fold containing family B member 1. Gene Ontology annotation, molecular function: lipid binding. Bases 183 to 1634 code for a protein of 483 amino acids. NCBI's taxonomy places the organism in Eukaryota, Metazoa, Chordata, Mammalia, Carnivora, Otariidae. The transcript has 16 exons. The record is from RefSeq and is a predicted model, not a curated record.
GAGAGGAGCAGACUAAGGACUCUGGCAUGUCCAGAUAAAAGUGUAAGAAAGGGGCUGAAAGCCUAGGACACCCGGAAGGUUCUAAGCUGGAGACACCUGUUGCAGUCAGGUCAAGAGCAAGACAGAGGCUUGGCCCUGAGGUUCCUUCCCCUGCCACCUGCUGCUCACCGAUCCCUAAAAAGAUGGCUGGCCCAUUCACCUUCACCCUCCUCUGUGGUUUGCUGGCAGCUACUUGGGCUGGAGCCACCCUCAGUCCCCCUGCGGUUCUUAGCCUCGGCCAAGAAAUCAUCAAAGAAAGGCUGACACAGAAGCUGAACAACCACGAUGCCAUCGGCAUCCUCCAGCAGCUGCCACUGCUCAGCGCCAUACGGGAGAAGCCAGCCGGGGGCAUCCCCAUACUAGGCAAUGUGGUCAACUCCAUCCUCAACCAUAUCAUCUGGCUGAAAAUCACCUCAGCCAACAUCCUGCAGCUGCAGGUGGAACCCUCAGAUGAAGGCCAGGGGCUGGCGGUCAACAUUCCCCUGGACAUGGUGGCUGGACUCAACACGCCCCUGAUCAAGACCAUCGUGGAGAUACACAUGGAAACGGAGGUCCAAGCCAUCAUCCGAGGGAACACCGGUGAGAGAGGCCACGCCCACCUCGUCUUCGACGGCUGCUCCAACAGCCAGGGGAGCCUGCGCAUCAGCCUGCUGCAUAACUCUCCCCUUCUCCUCUCCGGAAGACUCUCCUUCCUGGUCAACUCCUUAGCCCACAGGGUCAUGAACCUCCUGGUGCCAGCCCUGCCCAAGCUGGUGAAAACUCAGCUGUGUCCCGUGAUCCAGGCGGCCUUUGAGGACAUGCAUGCGGACCUCCUGCACCUGGUGAGGGUGCCCGUUUCCCUCGGCUCUGACCGCCUGGAGUUUGACCUUCUGUCUCCUACCAUCAGUGGUAAUGUCAUCCAGCUCGAGCUGGGGGCCAAGUUGUUGAACUCCCAUGGAGACGUGACCAAGUGGUUCAACAAGUCUGCAAUUUCCCUAACAGUGCCCUACCUGGAUAGCACCCCCUUCAGCCUCACUGUGAGGCAGGAUGUGGUGAACGCUGCAAUAACCGCCUUGCUUCCUCCAGAGGAACUCGUAGUCCUGUUGGACUAUGUGCUUCCUGAGCUGGCCCACCGGUUGAAGUCAAACAUCAAGGUGAUCAGUGAACAGGCUGCAAAUCAGCUGGGGCGCACACAGAUGGUGAAGAUCCUAACCCGGCAGACCCCAGAGCUCCGUCUGGACCAGGGCAGUGCCAAGGUGGUCCAGUUGAUUGUGCUGGAAGUCUUCGCCACCAAUGAAGCCCACCACCCCUUCUUUACCCUGGGCAUCAGAGCCAGCUCAGAAGCCCAGUUUUACACCAAAGAUGACCGACUUAUGCUCAACUUUAAUGGAAUCAGCUCUGAUUGGAUCCACUUGAUGAACUCAGGCAUUGGCCUGUUCAGCCCUGAACUUCUGAAAGACAUCACCACUGAGCUCCUCGUCUCUAUCCUACUGCCAAACGAGAACGGCAAAUUAAGAUCUGGGAUCCCAAUAUCGAUGGUGAAGGCCUGGGGAUUCAAGGAAGCUUCAUCCUUUCUUACCAAGGAUUCCCUUGUGGUCACCCCAGCCACCUCGUAGACCGCAGGACUGCUCUCCUCUCUCCCAUGAAGACUUGGAUGGUGGCCAUCCAGGGUAGGCUGGGUGCCAGAGGGAGUAUGUAGACCGUCUCUCUCUGCAAUAAAUAAAUACUUGUCUGUGA